Myotis brandtii (Brandt's bat) is the source of this 1920-nucleotide messenger RNA. RefSeq names its product ATP-binding cassette sub-family A member 3. Gene Ontology annotation, cellular component: intracellular membrane-bounded organelle; membrane. Gene Ontology annotation, biological process: lipid transport; transmembrane transport. Gene Ontology annotation, molecular function: ABC-type transporter activity; lipid carrier activity; ATP hydrolysis activity. Lineage: Eukaryota; Metazoa; Chordata; Mammalia; Chiroptera; Vespertilionidae. The record is from RefSeq and is a predicted model, not a curated record. The annotation marks the transcript as partial. The transcript has 13 exons.
ACUCUUUGUAGAAGAAUGGAUUUCUUGACAUUCAAUCAAUUUGCCGUGCUUCUCUGGAAAAAUUUUACCAUAAAGAGAAGGCAUUACAUUAAUUUAUUAUUUGAAGUCCUAACGGCAGUGGUGUUUCCAAUGUUGCUUUUGCUAUUCCGUUCAUUUGCUACUAUACAAGUUGCUGGACCUCAAUAUUUUAAACCUCUACGCAUCAGUGGUUUGCCUUCUUUCCUCCAAAAUCCUCAAGAGUGGGAAUUGAUUUACGUGCCUUCUAAUAUUAAUGUGGUAAAAGAGAUCAUUGAGAACAUGAAGAGGAAUUUAAACAUCAGUAUAAAAGUUAAAGGCUUUUAUUCAGAAAGUGAGUUUGAGAAGUAUGUGAAGUAUGACUAUAAAUCUCAAAAAGUGCUGGCUGCCAUUGUUUUUGACAAUGACUUUGAAAACAUCAAUGACUCUCUGCCACUUCAGGUAAAAUAUCAUCUGCGUUUUGUUAGGAUACCAAGGACUAUCCAACAUUCAGGCCCGUCAGACUGGAAAACAUCCUUACUCUUUCCUAUUCACCCCUUUUCAGGACCCAGGAACCCAAACAACCAAGACGGAGGGAGUCCUGCCCAUUUGGCUGCUUCUGCUGGAAGUUUCCUAUAUUUUGCCAGUUUCUUUCCAUUUAAAUCCAUUAUUGGUAACUAUGGACAGAUAACCAUCGCCAACAAGGUGGCUGCCUGUCUCAGCUCAAAUGUUGCACUGGCACUGGGGAUUAAUCUUCUGCUCAACUUAGAAAUAAAGGAAAUUGGUCUUAAGUGGAAUAACCUUUGGACACGGGCCAGCCUUGAGGAUAACCUCAUAUUUGGCUAUAUGAUGGGAAUGCUUUUACUUGAUGCUUUCUUGUAUGGCCUUGUGACAUGGUAUAUAGAAGCUGUCUUUCCAGGACAAUAUGGUGUGUCCCAACCAUGGAAUUUUUUUCUUAUGCGUUCAUACUGGUAUGGCCGUCCAGGAAUUAGAAGGAAAGAGGAAGACAUGAAAGGCUAUGGAAGAACUCAGAGCAAAUAUUUUGAGGCUGAACCAACUGGUUUGGUGGCAAGUAUCCAGAUCAAACAUUUGCAUAAGGAAUUUGGUGCCAAAGUAGCAGUAAACAACAUGUCUUUGAAUUUAUAUAAGGGGCAGAUCACUGUUCUUCUUGGAGAAAAUGGGGCAGGAAAAACUGUCACCUUGUCUAUUCUCACAGGUUGCCAUCCUCCAACCAGAGGAGAGGUCUAUGUUAAUGGAUAUCCCAUCUCAAAGAACCUAACUGAUAUUCGAAAAAACUUUGGCUUCUGCCCACAGCAUGACUUACUGUUUAAUGACUUGACACUAUCAGAACACCUUUAUUUCUACUUUAUGGUGGUGAUACUUGAUGAGCCCACAAUUAGCAUGGACCCCAUCUCACAAAGAGCCACCUGGGACCUCCUUCACCAGUAUAAACAGGACCGCACCAUCUUAAUGACCACCCACCACAUAGAUGAAGCUGACAUCCUGGGUGACCGCAUUGCCAUCAUGGUGAAGGGAACUCUGCAUUGCUGUGGCUCUUCAGUCUUCCUGAAACAAAUAUAUGGUGCUACAUAUCGCAUAGUCAUGGAGAUUGACCCACAGUGUGAUGUUGAAAAGCUCUCUGCACUGAUUCGGUCUCAUAUUCCACAGGCCACCUUGGAAGAGUGUACUGGAGCUGAGUUAUCAUUUAUCCUACCCAAAGAGUAUAUACACAGAUUUGAAGCUCUGUUUAAUGAUCUGAAAGAGAAAAAGAGUGAGCUGGGCAUUACCAGCUUUGAUGCUUCAGUUACUACCAUGGAAGAAGUCUUUCAUAAUGUUACAGAUGUCCCUCAGUUUCUCCCCCUUACCACCCUCUUCCCAGCACCUAGCCAACUCCAGCCUUCACCAUCCUAUUCUCUGUGUCCGUGG